CUAUUACCCGAGCUGCAGUAGCCUAGCCGUGGAAUCAAGUGAAACAUCGCCCCUUCGUAUUCCCUCUUUCCUCAUCUCACGCUCUAAACGCUUUUUCUCGGUCGUCGGUAGUUAAAAAUGGCCGAUCCAGAGAGAAUCGAAUGGUCUUCCCUUGUGUUGAGGGCGAUGAGCAAGCGUCGGACCUGGGCCUCUCUCUUCCUUCUCGUGUACGCUCUCCUCCUGUGCUCUUCCUGGAACCUUAUCCUUUCCAUCCGCUCCUGGUACGGGUCUGCAGCCGCCGCUGCACCCUCGCCGGCGUCACUUGGGUGGCCAGCGCUCUACGCCUCCGUCCUUUACGGCGGGGUCUUCGGUCUUCUUUCAAUGGGGGCGGCGCUCGCAGUAGCUGUGCCGGCUACCGUCGUCACUUGGAUUACCGUACUCGUUCUUCUCGCUUUCGCUGGAAAGCCUCGCCGGACUCUGGUGACUGAGGGACGUCGGAUCACCGCUGACAUCGCUGGAUUCGCCGUCAGGAUCCUUCUCCGGGAGGGCAAUUUUGUCGCAGCGCUAUGUGCUCUUGUCAGCUUCGUCACCCUAAUCCUUCGUAGGAAGGGAGCUCGACAGGGUCUGCAAGAAGGGGCUUUGUACGCGAAUUAAACGCUGAUUUUUCCUUUUGUUUUUUUAAUUUACUGUUUUGUAAGGAAGAGGAAGUGGCAGCUGAAGGAAUUCUUUGCCCUAGAUCUGCUUUUUUUCAUAAUUUGGCUUUGUUUAAUUAAUUAAUUAACUUACUAAUUACCUGUUCCAAUAGGUUAUCUUGUUUAAUUUCUGCUGGAUCUUUUACUGUUUGUGUUUUGUGAUGUGAUGAAAAGAUUAAUUUCUAACUUCAGCUAUGCUUUGCUUGUAAGUUUUGAUCACCUUUGAACGCUGAAUACUAAAAUUUGCUUUAUGCUA
Dendrobium catenatum is the source of this 927-nucleotide messenger RNA. RefSeq lists its product as uncharacterized. The record is from RefSeq and is a predicted model, not a curated record. Bases 118 to 633 code for a protein of 171 amino acids. NCBI's taxonomy places the organism in Eukaryota, Viridiplantae, Streptophyta, Magnoliopsida, Asparagales, Orchidaceae. The transcript has a single exon.